This is a messenger RNA of Cercospora beticola, 758 nucleotides long. Lineage: Eukaryota; Fungi; Ascomycota; Dothideomycetes; Mycosphaerellales; Mycosphaerellaceae. The record is from RefSeq and is a predicted model, not a curated record.
CGCUAAUCCUUCGUGCAUGGUCCGACAAGAAUCCGUCAGACCUCGUGCCUUACGCUUCGAAGCAGAGAAUCUCACCACAAACAAUAGCCAACAAACCCCCUUCUGCAACGUAGAAGACCCUGCCUGGGACUGCCAAGUUAUCCCUGUGAAUGCUACAAUGUGGAUCCAGAACAGAGAGUACUAUUUUACCACAGCAGACUCCUUUAGCCCUGCGGCAGAAACACACACUUACUCGGGUGAGAACUAAAGCAAUGACAGACCUCACUUAGAUCUAGCUCACAUUGGACUUCCAACACCCUGUUUCAGCGUGUAUUGACUGGUGUUCAGCGACCCAACCUGCAACCAUCUGUCCACGGUCACGGCAGCAUCGUGUGACUUGACGAAUGAGCACACGGAAAAGUAGGAAUUUGGUGCGACUCGAGGUGGAAAAGAAUCUAGACAGCGCGGAAAGCAAAUUGAAAGCGUUGAGACCCGAAAGGAACAGUCGAGCGGCGCAGGCCGCAUAUCUGACGGGGAUUUUGACAAGGUUCCGGCAUUUGGUUGACAUGGCAUUGAGCGCCAAGUUUGGCACCGAUGGUCUCUUCGAGGAGCAUGAGGAUAUGAAGAUCGCUCCCGCAGUCGUGCUGCGCAUGGAGGAGUUUGGCACGGACAUGAUGCAUUUCGGUCAUCAACACUGAUUUCAGGCUAGAGAUCAACAUCAGCGCGGGAAUCUGGGUUUCCAAAAGGAUAACAAGGUGACGAACCACAGACAUCCGCAG